AUGCUUGUGGAUUUUAUUACACUGCUUAGUACUUGUUGGAAGAGAGGCUACGAUAUUUUACUUUCAGUAUUUAGAUUGGACGAUUUUUAUCACUAUUUCACGGAAAAAGAUUUCACCAAAUUCCAAGCUCAAAAGUUAUUUUCUCCUUCAUCAGAAGUCUUGCAGAUUAUUCACACUACUGACACAUUUCUAUACUCUGCAGACAUUAUAUGGCUUGCCUAUGCUAUUGUUGGACAUUUAUACUGCCAAGGGCUGAACAAAAACGAAGAUAAUUUGCAUGUUAACAAAUUGUCUGCAUUUCCAAGCAAACAUCUCGAAGUAUUGAAAAUUAAUAAGGACAUGUUUGAACAAUUGGCAUUUGCUCCAGCGAUGGCAGAAAGUCCAAAGAGUGAAACAUCCGAAAGAUAUAAUAGAAACAUCUUGCUCACAACAGAAUCAGUGCUAUCUAUAUCCAAUCAAAUUGGAUUUGAACUUUUUGAACUCUUUUUAUCAUACACAAGUUUACUGUUGAGAUGUGAUGAUAGCUCACUUGUUCAGUUAGUUUUGAGUAUAUUUGGGCAACUAUUAGCGAACGUGAAUGACUUUAUUUUAGCAACUCUCAUUAAGAACAAGAGACUGAAUAUUGUUAAACACAUUGAGCAUUUAUUGUGCUGUACGGACGAGAAUGUGGUUAUAAUUUUAGGAAAAUGUAUAUUCGUUCUAUUUCUGAGAGAUGUGAAUUUCAUAACAGACCAUGUAUUGAAUAAUUCAAAAAUUUUGAAUGAAAUUAUUUAUUGGGCACUCAACGCGCAACAAUCAAGUACCAAAGUUCAAUAUUUGAAUUUAUUAUUUCUAUUGGUGCUUCAAAGCGAAAAGCUCUCUAUCAAUCUCAUUACCAACAACAAAAUCAAUAUUUUGUACCAUAUUUCCAAUAUGCUGCGACCUCAGAGCUCACAAAAAUCAAACGACCAUAAUAUUUCUAUCGAAUUAGAACCUUCACUUCAAUUUGUGUUUAUUCAACUCUUCUAUGGAUUAUCAACACAUUCUUCAUGUCAUCAAUUCAUCAUUGAAUAUGCACCCACCAAUGAAACAUCAAGCAACAACAAUAUCAUUCAGAUUUUGAAAGCGCUCUCCUUUUCACAAUAUCCUCUCACACGAUACUAUUCAUUUCUGAUUUGGUCCAACUUACUAACUCUCUCCAGUUACCAUUCUGGGAACGCCUCACUACGUAAUGACAAAAUUCACGACAACCGCUACACAAGAUAUCUUUGCAGAAACGAGCAAGUGUUAAAUCUUCUAAUGUAUGCAUAUAAGGAAGAGACUGAAAUGAUUAUUAAAAGAGUGAUCACACUGUUGUUGAAGGAUAUUUGUGCUAUACGACAGAACAACUAUGAGAGAAUAAUUUUACUAGAGCAUUUUAAUUUGUUAUUUGAAUCCAUUGAUUUGUUACAUUUUCAAAUGAGCUAUUUAAUGGACGUUUAUGAAACAAGAAAUGGAAUAUUUAAUGAAGAGGAAUCUAUGACGGUCGAUCAAAGUGUGCAACUAAGUAUUGCACAAACUCAUCUCAUUACCACUAUUGUAAGAAUGGAUGCUGAAGAUGCAAGUCACACUGGUACGAGCCCAACAUUGGAAUUACUGAAAACCCAAUAUCAGAUUCAACGAUACAUUAUGGAUUUACUAAUCGUGUUGGACAAGAGGGGAGACGUCAAAAAUGCAAACACCAUUCGUGCGCUUGCUUCUGUCUUGCAGCUGGAGGUGUAA
This is a messenger RNA of Naegleria lovaniensis, 1740 nucleotides long. RefSeq lists its product as uncharacterized. The record is from RefSeq and is a predicted model, not a curated record. The transcript is spliced from 4 exons. Bases 1 to 1740 code for a protein of 579 amino acids. NCBI's taxonomy places the organism in Eukaryota, Heterolobosea, Eutetramitea, Acrasida, Naegleriidae.